AUGGACGUCGUCCUCCAUUACGCCGACGAGUUCGCGCUCGACCACGUCUACAACUAUCUCCUCCCCCACCCUUCCAUCCCCACGACCGAAAAGCUCGGUCUCCUCAACACCACCUCCUCCCCCUCCCCCUACACCUCCUUCUCCACCCCGCCCCUCACCGGCUCCCUCCUCUCGCGCGACAGCCUGCUCCGGCAAUACAUCUCCCUCCUCUCCAUCUCCGUCCUCGGCGCCUACGCCCUCUAUUUUUCAUUCUGCUCCCUCUCCUACUUUUUCGUAUACGACCGCCGUCUCGAGCACCACCCCAAAUUCCUCAAGAACCAGAUCCGCAAAGAGAUCAAAUCCUCCCUCAUCGCCGCUCCCUACAUCGGCAUCAUCACCGUGCCCUGGUUCAUGGGCGAGAUCCACGGGUACUCGAAGAUGUAUGAGAAUGUGGGCGAUUAUGGGUGGACGUAUUUGGUGGGGAGCAUGGUUUGGUUUUUGCUGUUUACGGACUUUUGUAUUUACUGGGUGCACCGGUUGGAACAUCAUCCGAGGAUAUACAAGUACAUCCACAAACCCCACCACAAAUGGGUCGUCCCCACCCCCUACGCUGCUUUAGCAUUCCACCCCCUCGACGGCUAUGCCCAAUCCCUCCCGUACCACAUCUUCCCCUACCUCUUCCCCUUACACCGCUACGCCUACCUCGGCCUUUUCGUCUUUGUCCAGUUCUGGACGAUUCUGAUCCAUGAUGGGGAUAUGAUCUCGGGGCAUGUGUUGGAGAGGUGGAUAAAUGGGCCGGCGCAUCAUACGCUGCAUCAUUUGUAUUUCAGUGUCAACUAUGGGCAGUAUUUCACCUGGGCAGACGUGCAAUUCGAUUCCUUCCGCGAACCCCGUCCCGAGCUGGAUCCGAUUCACGAAAGCUUGCGGAUGAUGCGCAAGAAGGGUCUGAUCGAUGAGAAUGACAAGCCUAUACCUCGAAUCCAAAACAAGAAGAACGAGUGA
Messenger RNA from Cryptococcus wingfieldii CBS 7118, 981 nucleotides. Its product is annotated as lathosterol oxidase. Gene Ontology annotation, biological process: lipid biosynthetic process. Bases 1 to 981 code for a protein of 326 amino acids. Gene Ontology annotation, molecular function: iron ion binding; oxidoreductase activity. NCBI's taxonomy places the organism in Eukaryota, Fungi, Basidiomycota, Tremellomycetes, Tremellales, Cryptococcaceae. The transcript is spliced from 3 exons. The record is from RefSeq and is a predicted model, not a curated record.